AUGCGCGUCCUCCUCGCGCUCGCGGCGGUCACGCUGCUGCUGCUGUGCGGCACGGCGUGGCAUGUUGCCGUCGAGCAGUCGCGCAGCGCGGGGUGCGAGAUGACGUACAUGUAUGCCAAUUACAAGGAGGUGCAUGUACAGCGGGUUGCUGAGUCAGACAAGCGGUACAAGCUCUACCUGUACCGCGAAGACGGCGGCCCGAGCAAGCAAGCUAUGCCGCCCACUGGCCACCCGGUUCUCUUCAUUCCUGGCAACGCGGGGUCGUACCAACAGGUCCGAUCCAUCGCAUCAGAGACCUCCAGGGAAUGGGCGCGGCGCAAGACGCGGCGAGAGGCGGCCGCCGGCGGCGGCCACCCCGGUGGCCCCGCAGCCGGCAAGGACCUUGAUUGGUACGUUCUGGAUACGAAUGAGGAGCUGUCAGCCUUUGACUCGGUCCUGUUGGAGCACCAGGCCCGCUUCGCGCUCGCCUGCCUGCGCCACCUCGCCGCUGCGUACAACCUGCGCCCCCGCGGCGCCGCAAACGCGACUGCCGGCGGCCCCGCGGGCGCGGCUGCGACCGGCGGCGGCGUGCUGCUGUUCGGGCACUCGAUGGGUGGCGUCGUCGCGCAGCUGCUGCUGCUUGAGGCGUGGCGCGACCCCGAGCUCGGGCCAGGCAGCGUCUCGCUGCUCGUGACGCUUUCGUCGCCGCAGGCGGCGUCCCCGGUCAUGCUGCACCCCGCGAUGGGGCGCCUGUACGCGCGGCUGGGCGCGCAGCCGCUGCCGGUGGGCGUGCCGGUGGUGUCGAUAAACGGCGGCGCACGCGACGUGCAGGUGGCCGAGCCGCUGACGUCACUCGACGGGGUGACGAUCGACGCCUCGCACGCCUUUGAGGCCGCGACCCUAGACAUGCCCGGCGUCUGGGCGCAGGCCGGCCACAACGAGAUCGCGUGGUGCAACCAGCUGCUGCGGCGGCUGUCGGUGCUGCUGCUUGCGCUGUGCGAGGGGCGGCGCGGCGGCGCUGGCGCUGGCGCCGCGGAGGCAGCGGCGGCGGCGAAGGAGCGCAAGUUGCUGGAGGCAGCGCUGCCCCAGCCGCCGCCGCCGCCACCGCCGGGGGCGGGGAGCCGGGGGUGGCAAGGUGCCCACGGACUGCUCCUGUUGGACAGCAGCCACGAGGCGCCCCAGGCGCCGCCCCGCCCGCGGCGCCGGACGAUGCAGCUCCCGCUGCAGGGCGCGUCCGCCGCGGCCAAGGCGGUGCCCUCACAGGGGCAGUCUCGAGCCCGACACCGGCGGCCACGGCGGCUGCCACGGGAUACGGACGCAGCCCUUAUCAUGUACCGCCUGCAGGGUCGCGUCGCCCACUCCCUGGCCGCCACGCCGGCCGCCGCCGCGGCAGCCGCCUCCUGGGCCGCCGCCUGGCGCGCCUCCGCGGCCGAUCCAAACGGCACGGCAGUCGCGGCUGCGGGGCAGCAGCUGCUUGGCACCUUCUGGGGCCCCUGGGCGGCGCUCGACCCUUCGGUCGGGCCCAGAGCCUGCCGCGGCCACGGCCUGGGGUGGCAUAAAGCGCAGCUGGAAGCCGAAGAGGUGGCGACCACUUCGAUGUUCGUGCAUGGGUCCCACCUUGAUGACGGCCGCGGCAACCUGUUCACGUGGGAUGCUCGGCGCUUCACCACCAGCCAAGGCGGAGACAUUGACAGCGGCGGCGGCGACGGUGGCGGCAGCGGCAGCAGCACGGACGGCGACAGCGGCAGCAGCGGGGGCGGCCUGCUGCUUACGAUUUCCGCAGCAAAGCCGUGCGACGGCUUCCGCCUCUGGCUGGAGCUCGAGCCGCCGGGCGGCGGCGCCGGCGGCCCACGGCGGCUGAGGGACGAGGGGGGUUCGGAGGCGCCGCAGGGCCAGGCGGGGGCCGGCGAGCAGCAGCAGCAGCAGCAGGGCGGGGCUGACGUGGCAGACCCUGGGACGGUGGUUGUGGACCUGAGUCAUGCAGCUGCCAUGCUGCCGUGCUUGGACGACGCCGCGGCUCUAAGCGUCAAGGAUGCCGAGAAGUGGCAGGAGGUGCUGCGCGGCCGCGACUACCUUGCGGGCUCCGCGUGGCUCCUGCGCGUGCCGCCGCCCCUGCUGGCGCGCGCCAGGCGCAUUUACCUGUGGGUCGCGCCGCGCGGCAAGCCCGGCGGGGACGGCGGCACGCCCGCGUGGACAGCAGCUUCUGUCCAGUGGCUGCGACACUGGCCGGCGCCCGGCAUGGCGGCGGCGGCCGCGCCGCGGCGCGAUCCCGACGCUGGCGAAGGCGAAGCGCGGCUGGCGCCCUGGUCCGUGCUGCUGCCGGCGCGACGGGCGGCGGGGGGCCCCGCGGUCGUGCAUCUGCAGCUGCGGUGGCCGUGGCUGUCUCGCCACCUCAGCCUCCGCUGGGCCGCCUCUCGGCCGGCCGCCGCGCAGCAGGCGCGCCUGCCGUGGCUGCGGCGCGCACACCCUCACGGCGGCGCCCCAGGGGACGGCGACGGCGGCGCCGCGCCGGCGGCCGGCUGCUGGCGGCCGGCGCUGGUGUCGUCCGACGCGAGCGGCGACGACGAGCACGUGCGCGCGAAUAUGAGCGCCCUGCCCCUCCACUUCCACCUGCACGCGUGGCCGGGCGCGCACGAGGGCGGCGGCGGCGCGCCGAUGAUUGUGGCGGUGCUGGACCCGAGGUGCAAUUACUCCCUGUGGCUGGGCCUGGACGUGUUUGCGCCGCUGUGGACGCUUCUGCUGGGGUGA
This is a messenger RNA of Monoraphidium neglectum, 2727 nucleotides long. RefSeq names its product GPI inositol-deacylase. NCBI's taxonomy places the organism in Eukaryota, Viridiplantae, Chlorophyta, Chlorophyceae, Sphaeropleales, Selenastraceae. The record is from RefSeq and is a predicted model, not a curated record. Gene Ontology annotation, cellular component: endoplasmic reticulum. Gene Ontology annotation, biological process: endoplasmic reticulum to Golgi vesicle-mediated transport; GPI anchor metabolic process. The transcript has 6 exons. Gene Ontology annotation, molecular function: phosphatidylinositol deacylase activity. Bases 1 to 2727 code for a protein of 908 amino acids.